Cajanus cajan (pigeon pea) is the source of this 689-nucleotide messenger RNA. Lineage: Eukaryota; Viridiplantae; Streptophyta; Magnoliopsida; Fabales; Fabaceae. The record is from RefSeq and is a predicted model, not a curated record.
AUCUAAAUUAUAAGUUGUCUACAAAAUAAUAUUCUCCAUCUUGUUCUCUCCUCUCCCAAUUAAUUUCACCAAAACCCCAUCAAUCAUCAAUAUUCAUGGGUGAUGUUCUAAGCCCCUUCACAAUCUCAUCCCCUCCUCCACCCUCUUCCCCCUCAAACAAGAACAAUAGCAUGCCCAUGUUGUACUAUGGCCUAGUGGUAGUUGGAACCGCAGCCAUAGUGCUAGCCUUAUACAACCUCGUUCUCCUCCGACGCAGCCAUGCGCGCGUGUCGCGCGCACAGCAUGCAGAGUCGAAUCGAGGAGAAGGAGUUAUGGAAAGAGGAAGGAGUCUCGACAACCAGUCCAAGAACUUGUUGUCGAGCUUCAAGUACACUAAGGAAGUCGUGGCAACGAAAGAAGAGGAGGAUUUCGAGUGCCCCGUUUGCUUAUCGGUUUAUGAAGAAGGAGAAGAGAACACCCGUUGGGCCUCUUUGUUCGCCUGAGAAUUCUCGUGAUGAGUUCAUGGAAUCUGGUGGCAUCGUUGAUUGAGUUCGCAAGUGUGUGGAGUGAGGAAAAAUUAUUAGAUGAUUCCUGUGAAUUCUGUAGUUUAGAUUAAUUUUUACAUGACACAUGAUUAAAAUUAAGAACCCUAAUAAUGUGUCGGGUGAAAAAUAGUGGAAAUUAUUAUAUGAUUCGAAUCAUACAAUAAU